AUGGAAAAUUCUGCCAACAAGCAUUUAACUACUGCAGUUAUUGACAAGCUGGAACUCUUAAACAGUCAAAAUCUUGAUUUUAGCUCAGAAUUAAGCGACUUAAUCAGCGAACUUAGCCAGUCUCCAGCUUCAGUGAUCCUGAAAGAAAUUUAUGAAAAAUUCGAUAUUUUGCAAGAAAAUUGGGAAGGAUUUUGUAGAGAAAUGAAUAAAACAAUUGUUCACCACCAUUAUAAUUACAGCUUUGCAUCUAAGCGGCAAAAAAUAUUGAAAAGUCAGUUUAGACGAGUCCGUACUCUAAAUGAGCAGGUGAGAACGAAAGAAAUCAGCCUUUUGAAUUCAGAAAAUGAAUUAAGCAGCACGCUACAAAAGGUUCACAAAAUGUGAAUGAAAAAUAUUGACGAUUUGGAAAGGUGGACUGAAUUUGAUAACAAUAGAAAGGGUUUGAAAUAAUUUUUUAAAAAAAAGUAAAGAAAUUUAUUGUAAAAUAAUAAUUUAUUUUAAUAUUAAUAGAAAAAAAGAGCUUCGAAAGAAAAUCAAACAAAAAAUCCAGAAAUUAGAAAAAGAGCUUGAUUUUACGAUAAAUCAAGAAAAUCAUCCAGUCCCGAACCUAAACUUAAAAAUAGUUUCCAAGCGGUCGCCUACAAAGAGCUCAGCUAGGUCAAUAUCUUCUAACCGAGGCGACGAAGACAUUAUUUCUAAUAGGAGUGCUUUUUCAAUUGGAGAAAAUAAAGGCGAUUUUUCACAUCGAUCCAGCUCAUCAAGACCAAAAUUUCAAAAAAAAAAGAUCCUUCCUCCGCUGCAUUCUCAAAACGCAUCUGAAGAAAGCAUUUUCGAUCAAAUUAUUGAAGAAAUUGCAAAAAAGCAAGAAAAUGCUGAAAAUUCAGUAGAAGUUUCAAUGAGAAAUUCUAGCAAUUGGAAUGGAAGUGAAGACAGUAGAUAUGAAGUCAGCCCAGAAGAUAUUAAAUACGCGAUUGAUGUAUUAAAAAAGGCGAAUUUAUUUAAUCAAAAAUCCCAAAGUAUAUUAACCAAAAUUUCAGAUUUAUUAAAGGAUACCCAGCACCCUGAAAAGCUUGAGCUACUUUACCAAAUUAUUGAGCUUGAAAGUAAAAAAAAGCUGCUGAGUUCUAGAUCAAAAAAUAAUAAAAAUCCAAGCGGAAAACCUCCAACCCCAAAGCAUGUAUCAAGUUCAAAUAGAAGAGUAAUGAUUUUUCAUACAGCUGGGGAGGCAAGCAAUGAAUUUUCAUGUACAACCCCUAAAAGGUAAUUAUAUUUUUUUUUUAAAAAAAUUUUAUAGUAAAUUUACAUUUAAUAAAUAAAUUCAUAAAAAUGUAUAAUUCUCUCUAAUAAAAACCAAAAAAAAUUUCCCCUAAAAGUGGCUUAAUUUUUAACAUCGAUCAAGACUUAGCCCACACCAUGCUAUCCCCAGAAAACCAAAGCAGCUCUCGUGCCCAAAGUAAAGGACUAAACGAUAAUAGCUUACAACGAAUUUUAAAUGAAUCCUGAAAAAACACUCGCCAUGUGCAGCUAGAAGACCUUAUCAAUGCUGAAAACUGCAGUCAAGGCGGCGCUUUUCUAUUUAACGAAAACGAGAUGAUUGAAGGCUGCUCGCCUGGCUACAAGCCUGACUCCGUAAAAAAAAUCCCAUCAAAUAAAAAUUUACAAAUAAACACCAACGAAAAAGAGUUCACAGGUAGUUUUUCACCAAGCGACAUGACAUCCCCAGCCUCUGGCAUGAAAAUUCCUACUCCUAUCAGAAAACAAAUAAGUGCUGAGUACCAUUCCACUGGGAUUGGCAGCACAAAAGAUACAAGUGGCUUGAAAUUUAAAAUGGCUUUAAAAACUGGCGAAAACUCUCAGCACUUGUUAGCGUCUGAUUCCAACAAUUUGACUAAGCCAUAA
Molecule: messenger RNA, 1899 nt
Organism: Blepharisma stoltei
Lineage: Eukaryota; Ciliophora; Heterotrichea; Heterotrichida; Blepharismidae
Source: the annotation of a GenBank genome assembly